Messenger RNA from Drosophila novamexicana, 2682 nucleotides. Its product is annotated as endoplasmic reticulum metallopeptidase 1-like. Lineage: Eukaryota; Metazoa; Arthropoda; Insecta; Diptera; Drosophilidae. Gene Ontology annotation, molecular function: metalloexopeptidase activity. The coding region runs from base 43 to 2682 and encodes 879 amino acids. The transcript is spliced from 11 exons. Gene Ontology annotation, biological process: proteolysis. The record is from RefSeq and is a predicted model, not a curated record.
ACGGAGCUGGGCGGCGCACAAGUUUAAAAGAGAAAAAGAAUAAUGUCACAAAAGGAAAAGGAGGACAACAGCGCUGCCAUAUUGGACGUGGCACUCGUGAGUAUUUUGAAAGGCCCAAAGAAUCUCAGAGCCAAGUUGCCCUGGUACUAUGCGCCCGCCUUUCUGCUGUUUUGGCUUGCGCUCUUCUUUGCGGUGGUCAUUCCGCUCUUCAAUCGUCUGCCGGAUAGUGUCACCAUCGCAGAGGAGUCUCUGAAGCCGGGCGAGUUUGUGGCCGAGCGAGCACAGCAGCUUCUCUAUAGUUUCGAUAGCAUCGGGCCCAAGGUCGUGGGCAGCGUAGCCAACGAGAAGCUUACGGUUGACUUUCUGCUCGGCGAAGUGGAGAAUGUGCGCACAGCCAUGAGAUCGGAUCUGUACGAGCUGGAGGUGGAUGUGCAGCAGUCGUCCGGCGCAUAUAUGCACUGGAACAUGGUGAACAUGUACCAGGCCGUGCAGAACGUGGUCGUCAAGCUGAGCACGCGCAGCUCCACAAGCGAAUCCUACUUGCUGCUCAACAGUCACUUCGACUCGAAGCCCAGCAGUCCCGGCACUGGCGAUGAUGGCACCAUGGUCAUUGUCAUGCUGGAGGUGCUGCGCCAAAUGGCCAUAUCAGAUCGACCCUUCGAGCAUCCCAUUGUCUUUCUAUUCAAUGGCGCCGAAGAGAAUCCUCUGCAAGCCUCGCACGGUUUCAUCACCCAGCACAAAUGGGCCAAGAACUGCAAAGCGCUUAUUAAUCUGGAAGUAGCUGGCAGUGGCGGACGGGAUCUGCUGUUCCAAGGUGGCCCCAACCAUCCCUGGCUUAUGCGUUAUUACAGACACCAUGCCAAACAUCCUUUUGCGACUACCAUGGCCGAGGAAAUCUUCCAGGCCGGCAUCCUGCCCUCGGAUACGGACUUUCGCAUAUUUCGUGACUACGGCCAGGUGCCAGGCCUGGACAUGGCGCAGAUCAACAAUGGCUAUGUCUACCAUACCAUAUUCGACAACUAUGCGGCUGUGCCACGGGAUUCUCUGCAGAACACUGGCGAAAAUGUUCUGCCCCUGGUGCGGGCUUUUGCCAAUGCCAGCGAGAUGCACGACACCGAGGCACAUAGCGAGGGACAUGCUGUCUUCUUUGACUUUCUGGGCCUGUUCUUUGUCUUCUACACGGAAACGAUUGGCAUCGUGUUGAACUGUUGCAUUGCGGCUGUCAGCCUGUUGCUAGUCUGUGUCUCCCUGUGGCGCAUGGCGCGCGUCUCCGAGCAGUCCCUGUGCCAGGUUGCCCUCUGGUUCGCCAUCAUCCUGGGUCUACACGUGCUGGGUGUUGUACUCAGUCUGGGCCUGCCCCUGCUGAUGGCCGUCAUGUUCGAUGCCGGCGAUCGAUCGCUGACCUACUUUACGAACACCUGGCUAAUGAUUGGCCUCUACAUCUGUCCGGCCAUCAUUGGACUCAGUUUGCCCACCACGCUGUACUACAGUUUCCGGAAGAACCUGAAGAUAAACCACGCCUACCAUCUGCACAUGAGCCUGCACGCCCACUGUGUGGUGCUGGCCGUCAUAGCCAUCACACUGACUGCAAUCAGUUUGCGCACACCCUAUCUUUGCAUGAUAUCCACGCUCUUCUAUUCCGCUGCACUGCUCGUCAACCUGUUGAGCACCUUGCACGAUCGAAGCUAUUACUGGGUGCUGAUCACGCAGAUAUUCCAGCUGAUGCCCUUCUUUUAUUUCUGCUAUCUGUUCUACAUGUUCCUGAUUGUUUUUAUACCCAUGAUGGGCAGAAAUGGCAGCUCCAUAAAUCCGGAUCUCUUAGUUGCUUUAUUAUGCACGAUCGGCACAUUUUUCGCAAUGGGAUUUGUGUCACCUCUUAUCAACAUGUUCCGCUGGUCCAGAUUUAUUAUGCUCACGCUGGGCAUUGUCACGUUCAUAUUUAGCAUGAUUGCCGUCUCGGAUGUGGGCUUUCCCUAUCGCGCCAGGACCAGCGUUAUGCGCGUCAACUUCCUGCAUGUGCGUCGCAUCUUCUACGAGUAUGAUGGCAGCGUGAGCCUCAGCGACUCGGGCUAUUACUUCGACUUCCAGGACAGGCGACUCGCCUAUCCGCUCGAGGAGACUUCGGUCAAUUUGACGGGCCUAUCUAGCAUUGAGCAGCACUGCGAUACGGAACUGAUGUGCGGCGUGCCCUGCUUCAAUCAUCGCUGGUGCAAGGCGCGCACCUCCGGCCAUUGGCUGGCCCGUGAACAGGAGGUCGCCAUACCGGGCAACUCCUCUCUGGUGCUUUUGGGUAAGACCAUAAUGUCCAGCGGCACCACGGUGCGCUAUGAAUUCGAGUUGAGCGGACCACCGCACAUGGGCUUGUUCAUACAACCGCUGGAGGGUGUAACCGUUGAAGACUGGUCCUUUAUAAGGACUGCGCUGGACGAACCGGAAAACUACAAGUUGCCAUAUCAAAUAUUCUUCUCCUAUGGCAAGGAUAAUUCGCCCUUGAAAUUCCACAUAGACUUUGCAAAACCUGCUGGAAACUUCGAUGUGCCAAUCUUUGAGAUGGGCGUUGCGUGGCAUUAUGUUAGCUACGACUUUGAAAGGGACUCGCCUGGGUUGCAGUUUAUAGCCGACUUUCCAGACUUUGUGCAUGUGAUGGAGUGGCCAACGCUAUAUAAACGUUACAUACUAUAA